GUUAUCCCCAGGUUUUCCCGAUCUUCGCACCUGCCUGCUCAAUCAGAAGCUGCAGAUGCUGAACUGCUGCAUAGAACGGAAACUUUCCAGGGAAAACCUGCACCAAUCUUACUAUGAUUCAGCUGAAGAUUCCUCCACAGACGAUGAGUUUUUCGAUUGCACUGAAAAACCCGAAGAUGACUCCAAGCGCAAGGAAAAACUUUCCCUUUGGAACCAACCGGUGGGCAGACUCACAAAAUUUGGAGACUUAAAGUUGUUGAAUACCGGAGAUGCUUUAUACAUUCCAGUCACUCAAGAUCCUGUACUGAAAACUGAGGAUCAAUUAGAAGAAGACACUGAUAUUCUCCUGAAACUGGGAUCCAACGCUGAAGCGUCUGAGCUUCGAGCGAGGAUAAUGAGCGCUUCCUUGCUCUCAGACAUGGAAUCUUUCAAAGCCGCUAAUCCUGGUUCGGUCGUUGAAGAUUUCAUACGUUGGUACUCGCCUAGAGACUGGAUUGAAGAAGAGGAACUGGACGACUGGGGCCAGAAGAAAGGCCACCUAAGCCCUAGAAUGUUGAUCGAGGAAAACAACAUAUGGGUGCAGACAUGGGAAUCCGCUAAGCCAGUCCCUGCUAACAGACAGAGGAGGUUGUUCGAUGACACACGCGAGGCUGAAAAGAUUUUACAAUUCCUUGACUACAGAACGAUUUCCCAGAUCUGCGAACUCAUAAUACCCGUGCUUUCACAUGCCGCCAUCUACAGACUGGUGGAAGAAUGCCAGCUGGUAGCUUGUGAGCUGAGCGAGGCCACUGUGAGGAUCAAUAGUCUCAUCAGGCACGGCGAAAGGUUAUCUAGAGACGCAAAGUUCCAGCCUAGGCGGUUCGAGGCACUCAUUCAAGAGGUGUCGACACUAGAGGUGCUAAUUUCCCAAGUAAACUCGCUGCAGUACAAAUUUAAUCCGUCAGGGUCUCAAGACGACGCGCUGUGCAGUCUAGUGGCGAACCUGGUGGUAGGAAGGGAGGUGGAGAUUGAAAACAAGGCGUCCUCGGACGUCGGUAAUAGGAUCGUGACGAUGUUCUCCGACGCCCAGAAGGUGGCGAGCGUCAUCCUGAACGAGCAGUCGGGGGAGAACGGCCGCAGCGGCACUAUUAACACCGUGUUUCCACCCCCUAGCGAGAGGGAGUUCGUGAUGAGGGUCGGAGCGGUGAAACCGGCGAGUUACUCGGCCAGGUGCCCCCAGUUCUUGAGGGCCGUGUUGAAUAAGAAUGAGUUCAGGCUCGCAGGGGCUUUCUCCGAGGAUAUCGUGUUCUUUUAAUGGCUGCAAUUAGGAUAUCGCGCAGAUUUUAUAUUUGUUAUUGCAAGAGAUAAACUUUAAAGUAUUAGUUGGAACUUGAAAUUACCAUGAGAGGGCUGCUAUCAAG
Molecule: messenger RNA, 1400 nt
Organism: Anoplophora glabripennis (Asian longhorned beetle)
Lineage: Eukaryota; Metazoa; Arthropoda; Insecta; Coleoptera; Cerambycidae
Product: rab3 GTPase-activating protein catalytic subunit-like
Exons: 1
Biological process (GO): positive regulation of GTPase activity
Molecular function (GO): GTPase activator activity
Source: RefSeq, a predicted model, not a curated record